Molecule: messenger RNA, 3096 nt
Organism: Malaya genurostris
Lineage: Eukaryota; Metazoa; Arthropoda; Insecta; Diptera; Culicidae
Exons: 2
Coding region: 1-3096 (1031 amino acids)
Molecular function (GO): nucleic acid binding
Source: RefSeq, a predicted model, not a curated record
AUGGAUGGUUUCGUAGAGCUUGGUCCUAAUUUACCGAUUCUUAAAGAAACCGUUUUCGGCUGGAUUGUUUCGGGAAAAUGCGACACCUUCCCCGGUCCGAAGGUUUCUACUUCACUAAUCUGUAGCAAUGCCGACCUCGAAACGCAGUUAACGCGAUUCUGGGAUCUAGAAUCUUGUCGAACUGAUAGCACGCUUUCGGAGGAAGAACGAGAGUGUGAAUCGUAUUUCUCAAAAACCACUCAUCGUGAUUUGGACGGACGCUUCGUCGUAUCCCUGCCGAAAAAAGAAACCAUUCUUACUCAACUUGGAGAUUCAUAUGUUACAGCUUUAAGAAGGUUUUUGUCACUUGAACGGCGAUUGUUAGCCAAACCGGCUCUGUUUCAAUCGUAUAAGGAUUUCAUUCAUGAAUACAGAGUACUCGGUCAUAUGAUUCCUAUUGAUGCGACUCAAGAUGGCGUCUCUCAAGGCCCAAGGCCUUAUUAUAUGCCACAUCAUUGUAUCGAAAGGCCGGACAGCGCCACAACAAAAUUGCGAGUUGUCUUUGACGCAUCGUGUUCCACCGACUCUGGACUAUCUCUGAACGACGCGUUGUUGGUCGGACCGGUCGUACAAGACGACCUCUAUAGUUUGCUUCUUCGGUUUCGACUUCGACGGUUUGCAAUUGUAGCCGAUUUAGAAAAAAUGUACAGGCAGGUGUGGAUACAUGCAACCGAUCAACGACUACAACGCAUCCUAUGGCGGGAUCACCCCAACGAAACAAUCCAAACGUUUGAGUUGCGAACGGUAACUUACGGUACCGCAUCAGCGCCAUUUCUCGCCACCCGGUGUUUGCAACAACUCGCUAUAGAAGGUAGUCUUCGCCAUCCAAAAGCAGCAAGGGUCCUGUCAAAAAAUGUCUACAUGGAUGACUUACUUUGUGGUGUAGCAACGGAAGAAGAAGGGAAAGAACUAUGCAACCAACUUAUCAGCUUACUGCAAUCCGCUGGGUUUAAACUACACAAAUGGGCAUCUAACAGUGGUGCUAUAUUAGGUAACAUUCCUGCAGAAUUACGGGACAAUCGUAACACGAUGGAGCUCAAUCUGUCAUCACCAGCCGUCAAAACUCUAGGACUUCUAUGGCAGCCAGACGAGGAUGUUUUCCGUUUCAAGGUGCCCAUGUGGACGGAGGAUUCCGCAAUCACCAAACGUUUAGUUUUGUCGGAGGCAGCACGAUUAUUUGACCCGCUUGGUCUAUUGGGCCCAACGGUUCUGUGUUCCAAAUUGUUUAUGCAGGAGUUAUGGUUGUCUAAACUUCCUUGGUCUAAACUUCUGUGUUCCAAAUUGUUUAUGCAGGAGUUAUGGUUGUCUAAACUUCCUUGGGAUCAUCCACUUACGAAUAAACUGCAAAAAUCUUGGAAGGAAUUCCGGGAAGAUUUAGAAGCAUUGCGUGACUUUUCGAUUCCACGAUGGAUAGUUUCAUGUACUGAACCACAGAUAACCGAAUUACACGGGUUUUGUGAUGCGUCAGAGCGCGCUUAUGGUGCGUGUUUCUACAUUCGCACUGUAUCUGCUCACGAACAAAUUUCUGUUCACUUACUAACCGCUAAAUCGAAGGUUGCUCCGGCCAACACAGGAAAAGCCCAACGUCGAAUCACCUUACCUCGCUUAGAACUUUCAGCAGCGCUGCUGCUCAGCCACCUGUACGAUAAAGUAAAGCAUAUUCUUCCACCCACCACUCGUGCCCUGUUUUGGACCGAUUCUAUGAUAACAAUGCAUUGGAUAUCAGCUUCCCCUAAUCGAUGGAAAAAGUUUGUGGCUAACAGAGUAGCUGAAAUACAACAGCUCACAGCUCCUGGAACCUGGGGUCACGUAGCGGGGGUGGAAAAUCCCGCCGAUGCCAUUUCGCGUGGAAUGGCAGCUUCGCAACUAAUUAAUUUCGACAUUUGGUGGCAGGGUCCGACGUGGCUAAGUCAACAAAAGCGAUUCUGGCCCAACAUUGUUCGUACAUCCGAUGAAUCCUUUGAGGCGGAAGAACUUGAAGAAAAACCUGCAACUUCGUUACCAGUCGUUCCUGAUACAUCCAAUAUUUUCAUGCGAAAAUCAUCACUGACGGAGUUAGUUCGAUUAGUUGGCUAUAUUCGAAGAUUUAUAUCUAAUGCGAAAAACAACAGACGACCACGUUUAAGUGGACCACUUAGUACAAUCGAAUUGGAGGAAGCAUUGCAGAAUCUGGUACGAGUAUCCCAGCAAGAAUCAUUUUCCGAGGAUAUUCACUCCAUACAAUCGUUGGGUCAAGUAAAGUUUACAUCAAAAAUAAAAUCCCUGUCGCCCAUUCUCGUCGAUGGUUUACUUCGAGUACGAGGUCGACUGAAAAAUGCUCCGAUUUCGGACAACCAAAAACAACCGAUGAUUCUAGAUAGCAGACACUUGUUAACGCGAAUGUUAAACGAGUUCCUGCAGCUGUUUCAAUCGCAACAGAAUCGGGAUCGCGUGAGUCGAGAAUGUGCAGAUCAAGGUAUUCAAUUUAAAUUUAUUCCACCACGUUCGCCACAUUUUGGUGGCAUCUGGGAGGCCUCGGUCAAAUCUGUAAAAACGCACCUUACUCGCACACUGAAAAACGCACUCGUGACCAACGAACAGAUGCAGACUUUAUUAGCUCAGAUUGAAGCAUGUCUAAACUCAAGGCCCUUAACCCCGCUGAGCAACGAUCCCGAAGAUUUAGACGCAUUAACUCCAGGUCAUUUUUUGACGCACCGACCAUUGACUGCCAUUCCCGAGCCGUCUUAUGAAGAAGUUCCUACCAACCGUUUGUCACAAUGGCAAACCAUUCAAGAAUAUCUCCGUCGCCUCUGGAAGCGAUGGUCAUCCGAAUACCUGUCUGGGCUUCAGCAACGCACCCGAUGGACCCACGAACGAGACAAUAUUCACAUCGGUACAAUGGUAUUAGUGAAGGACGACAAUCUACCACCAAUGAAAUGGCGUUUCGGCCGUGUAGUAGACAUCGCCCCUGGACAAGAUGGUCUCACUCGCGUGGUUAGCAUUCGCACCAAGGAUGGCGUUUAUAAACGGGCGAUCACUCGCGUCUGUGUAUUGCCAAUUCAAGAUAGUCAAGAAUGA